CCUGGUCUUCCUCGGCCACCGUAGCGCGGCUGGGCGGCCCGCGGCCGCCGGGGCUCGGGGUUCCGUGGGGACUUGAGGAAGCGGAGCCGGGCCGGGCAGGGCCGGGGCUCCGCGGCCGCCAUGGGCAACCUGUUCGGCCGCAAGAAGCAAAGCCGGAUCACGGAGCAGGACAAGGCCAUCCUGCAAUUGAAACAACAACGGGAUAAAUUGAAGCAGUAUCAGAAGAGGAUCACCCAGCAACUGGAGAGGGAAAGAGAAUUUGCCAGACAACUUCUUCGUGAUGGAAAGAAGGAAAGAGCAAAGUUACUGCUUAAGAAGAAGCGCUACCAGGAACAGCUCUUGGAUAAAACAGAAAACCAAAUCACGAAUCUGGAAACUAUGGUUCAGAAUAUUGAGUUUACCCAGAUUGAAAUGAAAGUGAUUGAGGGCCUGAAGUUUGGAAAUGAGUGUCUGAAUAAAAUGCAUCAGGUCAUGUCGAUAGAAGAAGUGGAAAGGAUAAUGGAUGAAACCCGGGAUGCUGUGGAGUACCAGAAGCAAAUCGAUGAUCUCUUGGCUGGAAGUUUUACUCAAGAAGAUGAAGAUGCCAUCUUAGAGGAACUGGAAGCGAUCACUCAGGAACAAGUAGAGUUUCCAGAAGUUCCUUCAGAACCCCCAUCAGAGAAGAUUCCAGAGAAAGAAGCCAUCAAGACGAGGCCAAAACAGCCAGAACUGGUGGCAGCAUCUUAACCUUCUUUCCUCCCCCACCGGGGCCUUAGGGGGGCUUCGUAAGGAACUGUGACCCCUGCAGGGUUUGUGUUCUCAGUCCCAGGAAUGGGCAUGCCCUGGAACUCUCCUGUACUGGACAGGGCAGAGCAAAGCCAAGUGGACAGGGGAAUGCUGACUGAUCAGCACCACAUUUAUUGCUCUUGUAUCAAGAUUUUUUUUCUAGAGCAUUUUUUUCCUGGUACUUUAAAGUCUGAAUGCACUUUAGUAGUGCUGUCUUUCUCUCAUCUCUGGAUUAAAUGGUGACUUGCAAACUUUUCAAGCCAAAUGCUGUUGCUAAAGGUUGUGAUUUCCAUAAUGGUCAAGCCCCAAUCACAACACUCUUGGUGCUGUAUUUACACUACCUACCCCAGACCCUGUGAUGCUCUUGAAGGACUCCCUUGUCUGUAGACCGUUUCUGGGGGUUUGGCUACAUUGGGAAGGAGCAGAGGACUCUUCCUUUAGUAGUCCCACCACCGAGAGGAGAGGCCAUUUGAUCUAGGUUCCUGUUGGAUUCUGUGUGGGACCAGAGGAAGGAAGGACAGAGGAAGUCCCUCUAAACAGAGCCUUUCUGUGCUGCUUUUCUUUGUCACUCCAUCCCUUCCCUACCUGCUGGGAUAGGACAACAGCAUGUUCAAACGUGGGUCAUCUUAUCCACACUGAACCAAAAGGUAAAGCUUCAGGAAGGAGAACAUAGACUUGAGCUUCAUUCCUCCCAUCAUUUUCAUUAUGUCGUUAAAACUGGGACUGCCUUGGGGAAAUGAUCACUGGUCUUUCGAUAGGAUUUCCAGUAAUGUUCCUGAAAGGUUCAAAAGUGUGGUAGAAAGGACUGUUCUAGCAGGGAAGUUCUUACCUGUGAACACCCAGGAUGUUGUAUCUGUGCUGAUCAUUUUCAAGCCCUAAGAUUCACCUGAAACUUUCAUUUCUUUAAAUUUGGCUGCUGCAUUCUCUCUACCAUAGCACUCGUUGGCUUCGGAAGUGGGAUGGGAAUUCCUUCAUACCAUUUACUCCGUUUCUGUUUUUAUAUUAGGCAGUGGAGCUGACAUUUGACUUUAUUCUCCAUUUAAAGUAAGCAGGAGCAGAGAUUCUAGUGGAGGAACUUUCUAACAGUGGUUCUCAGCAGAUUUCCCCUACAGUCUCUCCUCCCUCCAAAAAAAAAUAGAGGAAAAAAUAUCUAGCAUUGUUCCAGUUUAGUCUCUACAGUCAGUUCUGAUAAGGGUAGGAUGAGGUUGGACUUUUGCCUCUGUAGAAUUGGGGCGGAAUGUGCCUUGUGGCCUGAAGUUUCCUUUUAGGCUGCCAUGUGGAUAAGAUAGGUGGGGCCUGGCAGCAGAGAUUUGGAGGUGGAUUCUAAUAAAAAUAUUAUUCUUAUUUUGGCUACAAUCGCCUUGGUACAAUCAUGAAUUUGAGUGUUUUUCUCCAUGAGUACAUUGUUCUGUGAUCCCCAGAACCAGUGAUCCUUGAGACACCAGCCUCUGUCCCUUGUUGAAAUAAGGGAGACAGCUCAUAUCAUCCCCCGGAUGCUUGAUUUUAAACCAAGGAUGUCUCGUGAUGUUUAAGUAGCCAGUAGGGGGAGGCUCGCUCUGUAAUCUACAAAGUUAAUCUUUGCAGGAAGCAUCAGGCCGCCUCUAACUUCAAACUGACUACUGCCACCUCCCCACCUCCUGCUUAGGGACAAAACCAUAGAUCUAGAGCUGGAAAGGACCUCAGAGGCUAGCUAGUCCAACCCCUUCAUUUUGCAGGUGGGGAAACUGAGGUCUAAGGACUUUAAGUGGUGUGCCCAAGGUCAUGGAACUUAGCGUCAGACAAGAUUUGAACCUAGGAUCUCUGACUGCAGAGAGCAGUUGUGACCGCUGUACCACAGAAUUGUAAUAAAGUCCUUGAGAAAGCGAUGGUUUUCUUUGAGCUGAGGGAUCAGAUGACUGGUUGGAUUUUAUAGAACAGAAAGGCAGAGAAUCACAGUGAUCGUCUAAUUCAUCCCUUACCUGAAAAAGAAUGCCUGUUUCAACAUACCCAGUUAAGUAGCCAGCCAACCAGCCUCUGCUUGGAGACCUUCAGUGAAGGGUAACUCACUACCGUCCAAGGCAACUUAAUGUAUUUAUGGUUAGCUCGAAUUGUUAAACGGUCUUUCCUGAUGUGGAGCCUAAAUUGGUCUCCUUGCAACCCUUGCUUCUGGUUCUACCCUCUGGGGCCAAGGACAAGUCUAAUAGCUGUUGCACAUGAUAGUCCUCAAGGCAUCUAUCGUGUUACCUCCUCCCAAACCCUAAGGCUUUUCCUCUUCAGGCUAAACAUGCCUGAUCACUCUAACUAAUCCAUAUAUGUUGUGGAUUAAAGUCCUUCAACAACCUGGCUGUCCUCUAGAUUCUCUCCAGAUUAUUUGUGUCCUUAAACUGUUUUUUCCUAUAGUAAGUAUCCUUAUGGUGGUGGAAUGGGGCUAUGUUUUGGUCCAGGAAAAUGAAUUCUUGGGGAUUAUCACCUCACCCCCUAAGGCCCCAGUUUCCUCACCUGUAAAAUGACCUUGGCUGUCUCUCCAGCUCUGAUCGGGUUGAUCCAUGCCUCGGUUAUUAAUUCAAUUAGCCAGAGUUGUUGGGAAGAGUAUCCCUGGAUCGUAAGAUCCGUAUGUGAUCGUAACCAGACUCCUAACAGAACUUUUAAUGGGUGCACAUAGAAUGGAACAGAACAGAUAGGAAUUCUCUUUUCUCUCUCUGUCCUGUCAUCUGAGCAAACAGGGAUCAUAGGAUACUAGAACUAGAGCUGGAGGGACACUAGAUGUCAUCUCAUCCAACCAACCCCCCUUGUUUCACAAAAGAGGAAACUGAAUUCCAGAGGUUUAAGUGAGUUCUGUGGUUCCACAACUAGUAAGUUUCAGGGUCAGGAUUUGAACCCAGGUCCUGCACUCCACUGCACAAUGUUGCUUCAGAAAGACUUUGGGGGGGGGGAGGGAAAGGAACUAAAAGAUGACAAGCCAGGAGUCUGAAUAAUCCACAUACUAGAUAACAGCCAGUCCCCGAGCCAUUGAAAACUGCCUGCAUCUCUGCAAUAGAGAAGUCGAUCCUUUUGACGUCAGGCUUGGAGAUUAGGUCAUUAGGAAUCAUCUCCUCCUGUUGAGAAGGGGAAUGGUAUAAGGAAGUGGUUAACAGAGCCAUCCAUCACUCCCUGCCUGCUGUCACUGAAACACUAACACAUCCCAUUUGCCUGAGAUUUACAGCAGCCAGUUUUCAAGGGCUUGCCCACGGUUUCCUGUUCUAACCUCUGUACCAAACAGAUUGUACUGUGUGUAUCCUUGAGAGAAAAAGCUGAAUGUGUUGUGAUCUUCAUGAUAUGUUGUAACAAUAAAGUAUUUUUAAUGGUUUCAUCA
Molecule: messenger RNA, 4096 nt
Organism: Trichosurus vulpecula (common brushtail)
Lineage: Eukaryota; Metazoa; Chordata; Mammalia; Diprotodontia; Phalangeridae
Gene: CHMP6
Product: charged multivesicular body protein 6
Exons: 8
Coding region: 121-726 (201 amino acids)
Biological process (GO): late endosome to vacuole transport via multivesicular body sorting pathway; vesicle budding from membrane
Cellular component (GO): multivesicular body; ESCRT III complex
Source: RefSeq, a predicted model, not a curated record